AUGACGAUAUUUGAGCAAAAACCCGAAGUGAGCGUAGAUCGACACCUAGAAGAGUGCCUGGCACAAAGUGAGCCUGAGAUGAGCUGUAGGAAUCCGCUGCCCCUCAGUGAGAUCUCACUCCUUGAUGAUCUCUCCACAACAAACAUCUCCAGUGUUCAGGAUUUUCAUACGUCUCAACUUCUGUUUAUGCUGGUCUUCAGUCCCAGGCCUCCUGUGCUUUUGACCAACCAGCCACAUAUCUGCUACCUCCUCAGGUACCUCAGAUGCAGUGCAAGAGGGGCAUGUGCCCUGGAGACUCUAUGUUCCCCAAGCAGCUUUGUGAGCCUUGGGAGACCAGCUCAGGAUGAAGCCUUGUCUUCUGUUAUCCAUUGCUGCCUACCUACAGGUAAUAUUCCAACAUCGCCACGAGGUUCGAGGGUGACACAUCUCACACAUGUACGCGAACACCCAAUCAUCACGCUCAUGAACUACAAAAGGAUCAGACCCCGUUUCUACGGACAGGAGAUGAGUCAUAAAAUUCCAGGUGGAGGCGUCAAGUGUUUCCAGCUCUGGCUGUGUUGGUUUGGAGGCUUUGAUGCCUGUGGGUCACGUUCUGAAGACUUACCAGGGAGCAGCAAGUGAGAAGACAAAUGUCAGCAGGUGAUCUAUAAUCUGUGCUUAAGCACUGGGGGAAGAAA
Molecule: messenger RNA, 677 nt
Organism: Pongo pygmaeus (Bornean orangutan)
Lineage: Eukaryota; Metazoa; Chordata; Mammalia; Primates; Hominidae
Exons: 6
Coding region: 1-621 (206 amino acids)
Source: RefSeq, a predicted model, not a curated record